Messenger RNA from Closterium sp. NIES-65, 2910 nucleotides. Lineage: Eukaryota; Viridiplantae; Streptophyta; Zygnematophyceae; Desmidiales; Closteriaceae. The record is from the annotation of a GenBank genome assembly.
AUGCACGAGUACCGGCUGACAGAGGAUUUGUCUGUAGCUGGACUGGCUGGUACAGACGUGGCACAUGCUACAGCUGCAGAAAGGGAUGCAGCAGGUGGCGCUGUCAACAGCAGCAGAGACGAUGAGGCGACCAACCCAGACACCAGAGGUCUGGGAGCUAAGGGUGCCUCAGGUGGUGCUGCUGGUGGUGUUUUAGCCAGCAGCAGCAACAGCAGCCCCAAGGACAGCACUUCAGAACGUCAAACUGGCACUGCUCAAAAGAUCAACCUGGCGUCGUGGGUGGUCGUGAGAGUGCUCAAGCGAAGCUCCCUGACGGCUGAGGAGCAAGCGACAGUGACGCAACAGGUGAUGGCAGCUCAACAUGCAAUGGUAGCACAGCAGAGGAUGGCAGAACAGCAGCAACUGGGUGGGCCUCCUCUACAAGGUGUGAAACCGCCGCUCUUAGUGUAUCCGCAAGGGAGCGGAGCAGAGCAGCAGGCAGUUGUCACAGGUGGUAUGGGAGGAAGCAACGUGGCAGUGGCUCAUGUGACUGCACACAGGAUGGGAAGUUUGGCACCAGCAACAGGGUACCCUACGGGUGUGACACUAACCGUCAGGAGUAAUUCACCCUCGACAGAUUCCCAGGGGGAUAACUCCCCAACUACCCUCACAGCCAGCCAAUCACCCAACUCUUCCUUCUCCGCAAUGCCUGUAGAUGGGCGGAGCAAUGACACAGCAAGCCAAGCAUCAGGUUUGGAUACUGGAGCAGCAGUGGGAGCAGCAGUAGCAGCAAUGGCGUCUUUAGCAAUGGAUGUAGCAGGAGCAGGAGCGGCAGUGGGAGCAGCAGAAAGAGCUGGUAACCCCUCUGCCCAUCCAGGUCCCGCCUCCCCUCUCCUGAAUCCGCCCAGCCCGCACACUGGACUCUUUUCUUCUCCUUUUAUCCAGCCUGGUGCUGGCAGCAGCAGGCCAACAACGCCGCAAGGGUUAUUGACCCAUCCACUACUGGAGCAACUGUUGUUGCUACAGCAGCAUGGCAGCAGGGCAACAGUGCAGCAGGGGCUAUUGUCCCAGCAGCAACAAAGCAGCAAUACAGCCAUGCAGCAGGGCUCAUUGCUCCAGCAGGAGCACCAACAGAACAUCCCGUCAGUACAGCACGAGUUAGAGCAAGUGCUCUAUCCCGACCCAUCAUUCAGGCAGCUUUUGUUGCAAGUAGAGUCCUCAGAGCCACCUUGCAGCAGGGACGGAGACCCUCUUAUUCAGGUCCAAGCAGAGGCAGAGCCUUUUGGGCUAUGGGAGGUGAUGCAGCAGGGGAUGCGCACUGGGGAGGAUCAGAUGGUAGUUCCAGAAGGAAUGACAGUACCAGAAAGAAUGACAAUACCACCUACACCAGGUGCCACCGUGCUGACACCAGCCAAUCCCUUCCUUCCGCUCCCCCCCACCCACAACCACAUUCAGCUUCUCUCUCUGCCACUCACGAGAGCACCACCAAACCAGCAAGCUGGUUUCAUGGUUACCUCUCAGCAACAGCAAGGCCACAGUACACCACAGCAGAGCAGUUAUCAGCAGGCGAUCGCAGCCCCUUUGUCCUCCUGGUCUGCUCCUCCUCCACACCCCUUCCGUCCUGCCCCUUCUGCUUCCAUGUCUGCAUCCUCAUCUGGUGAAUCUCACCCCCGUACAACGGCUAGUGUUGCUGCUGCUGCUGGUGCUAGUACUAACCCAGUUGGUACUGCUGAUUCAGCUGAGACAGGGGAUACAGCAGCAGGCCAAAAGAACCAACAGGAGGAGAUGCAGCGGCUGGCAAAUCUUCUCCAAUCCAUUUUAGGAAUUCCAGUAGCCAGUACCACUGCUGCCUCUACCGAACCGGCCACUACAACUCGCACCAGUGCAAAUCCUGUUGCUUCUUCGACUGAGGCUGCUACGGCUCCUGCCCCUGCCUUUGCUUCAAGUUCUGGUGUGGUUCCCAUAGCCUCUGCCAUUCAAAGAAUGGCUGCAGCUCUCAAUAUGGCUUCAAAUGGGCUCUUGAAUAGCACAGCAGCGCGAUCGGUUGCAGCACCCCCAAAUUCUGCUGUAGCAUCCCAAUAUUCGGUGGCAGGAGCCCAGCAGGGGAAAAGACACAAGGGGCAGCACAUAGUGAAUGUUGGGUACCCAGAACAGCAGCAGCAGCAGCAGCAUGACCAAUAUUCCCUGCAUGAAAUGCUUCAGCAGCACAUGUCUCAGCAGCAGGAACUCAGUCCCGCCCCCCCGCGUCCCAGAAGCGCUUCCUGCCCAGCUGUCCCUCUGCAAGGUGCCAAUCAGUAUGUAACGCCCUUUCGCUCCACCCACAGCUACAACCAUCCUGGGUCAUUGCAAGGGGCAAUGGGUGGGCAGGGUGAGCAAGGGAGGACAGAGAUAGAAACCCAGAGUGAUUCGCUACUCCAUACCAGCGCGUGGGGGAGAGGUGGAACAGAGAUGGCUGGAAGGGGGAAGGAGGGAGAGGGGAGGGUUGGAGGGGACAGUGGGGAUGGUGGCUUGGAAGCGAUUAUCCGCCAUGUCAGCUGGUAUGGAGGAGCAGGAGGCUCUGGAAUGGAUCACAGAGACGCGAACUUGCCAGGAUGGGUGGGAGUUGCAACAGCAGGGGUAGCAGGAGCCGGUGCAGGGGUGGCGGAAGUUGCUGUGGGUGCUGCAGCAGCAGGAGGGGUGGAGAGAGCAGGAGUGGAGACAGCAGGGAUGGGAGAUGCAGCAGAAGGGGUUGGAGAUGCAGCAUCAGGGGUUGGAGAUGCAGCAUCAGGGGCAGCCGCGGCAGCUGGGAAAUCGGCGGCAGCAAGAGGAGGCGGGGACCUGAUGGCUCCGGUGGAUGGGUUGGGGAUAUCAGACUUAGAAGCGCUUCUAAUGGAUGCGGAGGGAGAACUGGGCACGUUCAGCAGCAUGGGUCAAUGGAUAGCGUCGACAUGA